ACUGUAGAAACACAUUAAGACAAAACAGGAGCUCAGAAAAGAGGUGCUCAGAGAGACAGCAAAAAGUGUCACUUGCGCUUCACAAGACAGAAGAAAACAGGGUGUGCUGGCUGCUGGCUUCUUCCUGCCACCUCUCCUGGAUUAUUAUUAUGCAGCAUUCCAUGCUGUUGCGCUUCUUCUUGCCACUGCUCCUUACCCUGCUCAGCCAAGCAAGAGCUCAGUUCCCCCGCCAAUGUGCUACGGUUGAUGCCUUGAGAAGUGGCGAGUGUUGUCCGGAUUUUUCUCCGGUGUUCGGGCCUGGUACUGAUCGCUGUGGUUCAUCUUCAGGAAGGGGUCAGUGUGUACCAGUGAUAGCAGACUCACGGCCCCACGGCCCACAGUACAUGCAUGACGGCCAAGAUGACCGUGAACAGUGGCCCUUACGCUUCUUCAACCGAACCUGCAGCUGCAAUGGUAACUUCUCUGGCUAUGACUGUGGGUCCUGCCGACCUGGCUGGAGUGGAGCUGCCUGUAACCAGCAGAUCCGCACAGUUAGGAGGAACCUUCUGGACCUGAGUGCGAAGGAAAGGAAUGAUUUUGUCAAUGCCUUACACCAAGCCAAGGCUACAAUACAUCCUGAUAUUGUCAUAGCCACCAGGAGACAUGAGGAGAUAUUGGGACCUGAUGGCAACACACCACAAUUUGAAAAUGUGUCCAUUUAUAACUACUUUGUGUGGUCCCAUUAUUACUCUGUCAGAAAGACUUUCCUUGGUGCAGGGCAGCAAAGUUUUGGAGGAGUGGAUUUCUCUCAUGAAGGACCAGCCUUUCUCACUUGGCAUAGGUAUCAUCUACUGCAACUGGAGAGAGACAUGCAGGAGAUGCUACAGGAUCCCUCUUUUGCACUUCCCUAUUGGAAUUUUGCUACUGGUGGAAACACCUGUGAUAUUUGCACAGAUGACUUGAUGGGCGCUCGAAGCAAUUUUGAUGUCUCUCUUAUAAGUCAGAACUCCAUCUUCUCCCAGUGGCGUGUGCUCUGUGAAAACCUAGAAGACUAUGAUACCUUGGGAACCAUUUGUAACAGCACAGAAGGUGGUCCAAUUCGAAGGAAUCCUGCUGGAAAUGUUGCCAGGCCAAUGGUUCAGCGUCUCCCAGAACCACAGGAUGUUGCUCUUUGUUUAGAAGUUGGUUUGUUUGAUACUCCUCCUUUCUAUUCCAAUUCAACAGACAGUUUCCGUAAUACAGUAGAAGGAUACAGCGAUCCUUCAGGGAAGUAUGAUCCGGCAGUUCGCAGCCUUCAUAAUUUGGCUCAUCUGUUUUUGAAUGGAACAGGAGGACAAACUCAUUUAUCUCCAAACGACCCUAUUUUUGUCUUCUUGCACACAUUUACUGAUGCUCUUUUUGAUGAAUGGCUGAGGAGACAUAAUCCUGAUAUUUCAAUAUACCCACUGGAGAAUGCCCCUAUUGGACAUAACCGGCAGUAUAACAUGGUGCCAUUCUGGCCCCCAGUUACCAAUAAUGAGAUGUUUGUUACUGCACCAGAAAACCUGGGAUACAGUUAUGACGUUCAAUGGCCAAGCCGGGCUCUGCAGGUCACAGAGAUCAUAACUAUUGCAAUAGUGACUGCAUUGAUUCUGGUUGCGAUUAUUUUUGCUGGUGCUACAUGUAUUGUGCACGCUAGGAAAAACAAGGAUGAAUUGCAUCAGCCUCUUCUCACUGACCAGUAUGAGCGGUAUUCAGAUGAUUAUGAUAGCAUACCAACCCCAAGCCAGUCUAUGGUUUGAAGAGAUGGGUUUUUUUACCUGCAUCUAACAGAAUCUGUUUCUUCUGCUGUAUUUUAUAAAUGCCAAUAACGGAUCUGCCCUAAAAUAAAGCACAAAAAGUGUCAAUUGUAUUGAUAUAUAUGCUUCAAUUCCAAUCUCCUCUUUCAUCACACUCCAGGACCAGUAUAUCACCUCUGAAAUACCAAGUGCUUAUCUUGAUAGACCCUCACUAAUUUCCCAACCCUCACCUUAUAGCCUCCCUUAUCCAUAUUCCUGAAUAAGUGCAGUGAUUUUCUAAAUUGUCCAGUACCAGUAACUGGGAGUAACAACUUGCCUUUCCUGUAUUCUGUGUGGAAGCCUUUUCACAGGUGUACCUGAAUGAAUGUAGGGCCUGAUUCUGCCAUUCUUAGUCAUAUUGAAUACUAACGUACUUCACAAGUCAACCCCCUUAGCUGACUGGAGUAAGGCAGUGUGGUCCAAUGGAUAUGGCCCUGAACUAGGACUUAGGAGACCUGAAAUCUCUUUCCAGCUCUACCAUUGACAUGUUGAAUAACCUUAGGCAUGAUAUUUCGCUUCUUUGUGGUUCAUUUUCUCCACUAUAAAAUGGAGAUAACGAUUCUUCCUGUGUAAAUUGCUUUGAGUUCUAUGACUAAAAGGAAAUCAUAGCUUGGUAUUAUUAGGAGGAGGAGUAAGGGUAGCAGAAUCAGGGCUUAAAAAUAGAAUUGCUUUAGUCAUUAAGGGAGAGAUUUUCAAAUGCAGAAAGAGAGCUUAGGUGCCUAACUCCCAUUUGUGCCUUUGAAACUCUCCCUUUAACUUUAGGCAUUAAAAUCAUGUCUGUUAUCUUAAUGGCUAAUUCUUACAUAUGCUAAUGGAUUUUAACAUUUGAAUUCUCACCUGCUAAAUUGAUGGAAGGGAUGAAAAUCUGUUUUGGUUAACAGUGGUUUGAGUUAACUUACAUCUAUGGAGUGCCUAGAUAAUUACAUCAUUCUCCGAGCUUUAAUUAGAGGUGGUCAAAAAAUUUCCAACAAUUUUUUUUUCAUUUGAAAUGUAGUUUUAUUAAAAUCAGCGGGAAAAUGGCUAUUUUUUUUUUACUACUUUUAUGAUUGUUCCAAAGUGACACUUCGAAAGAAAAUAUUUUCAUUCGAACUCAAAUGUUUAGCUUCAGGCUGCCAAAUUGAAACUAAAUGUUUCUUUUCAAGCUGACACUUUGACUUAAAAUCUUAUUAAAAUGUCAAUUUAAAACAAAAAUUUUGGGCUCAUAUGUACAGUUCAUUUUAACAUUUUUUUUUGAAAAUGUUGGAAGGAAUCAGUGGGAAAAUGGCCAGAAAAUCCCCUCUACUGUGCAGGAUGGAGGAGAGUAAAGUAGUAGAACUCCAGCUAAGAUGAAUCUCAGCCUGUGAAGACUUCCCUGCAGAGUUUGAGAUAUCCAGUCUGUGGCGUGCCCCCUCCAUAGGCUGCAAAACACUGGCCUCAUGGGACGAGGCCUCUGACCUACCUAAGUGACAGAUCAAAGAGUAAUUUUUUACCUUCUGUGGGUUUGUCCAAGGAAGGUUGAGAGAUUCCCUAGCUCCUAAUUCAUUACAUUAUAUUAUGAUGUAUAUAAUCUUAGGAAGAAAAAAUUAAAAAAGGGUGUGAGAAAGGUUUUGACUUUGAGCCCUGCAUGUUUAUUACAGCUAGUUAAAUAUCACAUAGGAACAGAACCUGGGGUCCUGAUCCUUUGGGACCUUUGAAAAUCAUCAGGAGAGUUUCCAUUGACUUCAGUGGUUAUUCCUGUUGAGCUAGGGAACUGCACAUAUACAUAGUUGCAAUAUGGUGAGUGAGAUGCCCCUAAUAUAAGGGACAGAACUGGUUAUAGGAUUCCCAACUAUAGUUUUUAUUCCUUGGUGCCAUUUUCUAGCUAUUACCAUUAAUGAAACAUUCACUGGUCCUUGAUUCUGAAUGGUUAAUAAUAG
Trachemys scripta elegans is the source of this 3691-nucleotide messenger RNA. RefSeq names its product tyrosinase related protein 1 (gene TYRP1). NCBI's taxonomy places the organism in Eukaryota, Metazoa, Chordata, Testudines, Emydidae. The transcript is spliced from 8 exons. Bases 150 to 1760 code for a protein of 536 amino acids. Gene Ontology annotation, biological process: melanosome organization; melanocyte differentiation. Gene Ontology annotation, cellular component: melanosome. Gene Ontology annotation, molecular function: oxidoreductase activity. The record is from RefSeq and is a predicted model, not a curated record.